CCUGGGAUAGGGAUGUCGACUUCUCAGAGAAUCCUCCUAUCAUUUUCGAUGAAUCUUCGAGAUAGUCCGGCCGGUUCUGGAGGAUAACUACAGGAUGGUCAGGGUGACGGCGGGCAGUAAGCUGAUACUAGAUUGCCCGGGGACUAAUAUCACCAGCCUGGCGGUGACGACGGUGGAGGCCACCUGUGAUGGAGGUCGCAACCUCUGGAUCGACGACAAGACGUGGGAGAUGAAGGACCGGGGCUGCACUGCAGAGGCUGCCGCAACCAUUCGUUGGAACACAGGAUCCUGCGGCUCUGAAGACAUCGGCGUGAUCCACAUCAUCGGUUUCGAAAUUCUCGGAAUUCUCGGCCCGGAGAGCUUCUACGAGCUGAUACGAGUGUGUUUCGACCCAACGAGCGAAACGACGCUGUACUCACAGAACGUGAUCAAAAAGGGGGAAACAUUUGCCGCCCAAAGGGCGUGGAUCCCAACCGCCCGACUUCAAGACCUCCUCAGGUUUCUUUACCGUGGGCCAUGA
This is a messenger RNA of Cherax quadricarinatus, 520 nucleotides long. The record is from RefSeq and is a predicted model, not a curated record. NCBI's taxonomy places the organism in Eukaryota, Metazoa, Arthropoda, Malacostraca, Decapoda, Parastacidae.